Molecule: messenger RNA, 599 nt
Organism: Ixodes scapularis (black-legged tick)
Lineage: Eukaryota; Metazoa; Arthropoda; Arachnida; Ixodida; Ixodidae
Exons: 3
Coding region: 75-599 (174 amino acids)
Source: RefSeq, a predicted model, not a curated record
UAGCUCACAAAAUCCAAGCCAGAUUUGAAAAUACUAGGCGAGGGCUGAAAAGGACCCUUAGUGAAGCUUUGACCAUGAAUGAUAACCAGCCUGAAAGACAGAGUCUGAAGACUGAGUAUGGGUGCAUCGAGUAUCAGCUUGUUAACACGCCAGCUGAACGAAUGGAAGAAGCUAAAGCAUUCCUCCAGAGUGAAGCACUGAAGUCUCCUCAGGAGCAAGACGUUCACAAGCAAGCAGCUGAAAUGGCUUUGUGUUUUCCAGAAAUUAGACUGUCUGUGAACUCUAUGCCUGCGUUGGAGAUCAAGAAAGUGUGGCCUCUGCUUUUCAAGAGACAGCACUUUCUAGAGCACCUUGAAAGAAGCAUGAACGCGCUGUUUGCCCGCGGAGCAGCCAAGCUUCAAGUCCUGUGCACCUUCCUGCAAAGCACCUCGAAAGAGGAUGGUGUUCUGGAGUGGUUCCUUAAAGCUCAACAACACACACAAGGUGGCCUGAAAUCCGCUUUAUCCGUCGCCCUCAUCCCGAUGCUUCUUUCAUACUUCAAGGAAAAAAUGGACUUUGUGUUCCGGGUGUAUGAGUUGUCGAAGAUGGGACUGAUUUAG